GAGCCCAGAGCUGGGGUUUUAUUUUCUCAUUUCCCUGUAGUGAUAGGAAGGAGGGAGAGACAGAGAUACGCACUGAUAGUUACUAUCUGAGGUAGAGAUAGAGAGAGUGGGCUGGUUAGGAACUGAGAGAGACAGACAGAGAGCCAGGGCUAGGCAGACUGAGUAACUAAAGGCGACACUACAAUGUUGGGGGAGAGCGGCUGAGUUUGAGGUGACACGCAGGCGCCCGGGGAAACUGCUUUCGCUUUUAGUGACACACAGACAGCCGGGGACCGUGCGGUUACAGAGACUGGGUCUCUCUCUGACACACAGACACGCACAUUGCCGGGGAUAGAAACUCAAGACACACACAAUCUUUUCGAACAGGACAAACGGGUGCAAAUCCGCCCCCUAGGGUUAGGGAGAGAAACCAGGCGGCUCUGAGCUGAACACCUUGAGUCGGUGAAGCAGGUCUCUCUCUUUCUGGAAGCCCGGUGGCAGGGGGAGGGGGAAGCGGCGAGAGGCGCUGAACACACACACACACACCGGAGAGAACAGCGAGCAUUCGCCCACACCACACCAUGGCUUCGACUACAACGUGUACCAGGUUCACAGACGAAUAUCAGCUCUUCGAGGAACUUGGAAAGGGAGCCUUCUCGGUGGUCAGACGAUGCAUGAAAAUCUCCACAGGACAGGAAUACGCUGCCAAAAUUAUCAACACCAAAAAAUUGUCUGCCAGGGAUCACCAGAAAUUGGAAAGAGAGGCCCGGAUUUGCCGACUUUUAAAGCACCCAAAUAUUGUUCGCCUCCAUGAUAGCAUAUCAGAGGAAGGAUUCCAUUACCUAGUGUUUGAUCUAGUGACUGGAGGAGAAUUAUUUGAAGAUAUUGUGGCCAGAGAAUACUAUAGUGAAGCAGAUGCCAGUCAUUGUAUACAGCAGAUUCUAGAAAGUGUAAAUCAUUGUCACCUUAAUGGCAUAGUUCACAGGGACCUGAAGCCAGAGAACUUGCUCCUUGCUAGUAAAUUGAAAGGAGCUGCUGUGAAAUUGGCCGAUUUUGGUUUGGCAAUUGAAGUCCAAGGAGACCAGCAAGCAUGGUUUGGUUUUGCCGGCACACCCGGGUACCUCUCCCCUGAAGUAUUAAGGAAAGAUCCGUAUGGAAAGCCGGUGGACAUGUGGGCAUGUGGUGUUAUUCUGUACAUACUGCUGGUUGGUUACCCUCCUUUCUGGGAUGAAGAUCAGCACAGGCUGUACCAGCAGAUCAAGGCUGGUGCUUAUGAUUUCCCAUCACCAGAGUGGGAUACAGUGACUCCAGAAGCUAAGGAUCUUAUCAACAAAAUGUUAACAAUAAAUCCUGCCAAACGAAUCACGGCCUCAGAAGCUCUGAAACAUCCAUGGAUUUGUCAACGAUCAACUGUUGCUUCUUGUAUGCAUAGACAAGAGACUGUGGAAUGCCUGAAGAAAUUCAACGCUAGAAGGAAACUGAAGGGGGCCAUUCUCACAACAAUGCUGGCCACAAGAAACUUCUCAGCAGCAAAGAGUUUGAUGAAUAAGAAGACUGAUGGGGUUAAGGAGCCCCAAACCACUGUAAUCCACAAUCCUGCUGAUGGAAAUAAGGAAUCCUCAGAAAGUACCAACACCACCAUUGAAGAUGAAGAUGUGAAAGCACGCAAACAAGAAAUUAUUAAAGUUACAGAGCAACUGAUUGAAGCCAUUAACAAUGGAGAUUUUGAAGCCUACACAAAAAUUUGUGACCCAGGGCUCACUGCUUUUGAGCCUGAAGCACUGGGUAACUUGGUUGAAGGAAUGGACUUUCACAGAUUUUACUUUGAAAAUGCUUUGUCUAAGAACCACAAGCCAAUACAUACCAUUAUAUUGAACCCCCACGUCCAUUUAAUUGGUGACGAUGCUGCCUGCAUAGCAUACAUCCGUCUCACUCAAUAUAUCGACGGCAGUAGCAUGCCAAAAACCAUGCAAACUGAGGAAACCAGAGUCUGGCAUCGCCGUGAUGGAAAGUGGCAAAAUGUUCACUUUCACCGCUCAGGAGCCCCAACUGUCCCUGUCAAGUAAGCUAAAAGAACUGGUGCCACUGCUGAAUUCUCAGCACUCAUUAUGGAUUGGAAGAUCAAGAUCACAUUAUAAGCACUUCCAGUCUAUUUUAACGCAUGUUCCUGAAUGCAUGAAGCUCUGACAGUGCACUUGUGACAUGUCCUUUGCUGUUUAUACCAUCCGUAAAUUUUUGUUUACACUUCAUCGGAAGAAAUGUUGCAAGAAGAAUGAAACCAAAGGAAGGAAAACUAUUGAAAGUACUUUUUAAACCGUUAUAUGCGCCAGGUUUCUUAACUUGUUAUAAUUAUAAAAGUUGAAAUAAAAAUGUAUUUUUUCUGGAUUUCAAAAAUUUUAAAAGCUACUGUACCCCCUUAAUCUGUAUGAGAAUACAUUGUAAGUGGCCCAUAUUAAUUUUGAGUAUUGAAAUACUUUUGUAAUAUAUAAAGAAGGGGAUGUCCUUAAAGUGGCAGGGCACUGUUACAUGCAGUUCCAAAACUUGUUCUACAAGCUGUAAUUAUCUAGUCAGGGCUGGCUGUAUCAGCCUAGAAAGUAACACCUACUACAGUAGCUGAACAGUCUUUUUCAUUUUUUUUUCCAGGUGAAACAUAUGGGAAACUCUCUUUUAAAUGAAAAGUAAAUUUUGAUGUGCUAGUGCUACUGCUAGUCUUUUAUCUGUUGUAUUUCUUAUGUGUCAUCAUCUAGGAUUAUUUUUAAGUUGACAAAUCAUUUUUACUCAGUUUGGGUGCAAUACGUUUCAGAAAAAUCAAGCUUGCUUUAAUUAUGGUGAUGUGCAAAUUGUGAUUUGAGUCAAGUGCUUAUUGCUUUGAUGGAAAUAGUUUAGAGUUUUGUGAACUAUGUUAAUCUGCUUGUUUGUAGUUAUCCAUAGUAUCAAUUUAACAAAGAAACACAAGAUCUUGGAAUUUAAACACCAAAUAUAGUGGAUCUGUGAUGUACAUGCAACAUUUAUUUAAGAACUUCCUUGCCUAGGCAGCUGAUUAAACAAACUCAGAUCAUUUUAUUUUUCUCCUAAGGACACAGGGAUCGAUGUUUUUAAUAUCAUCUGUGAAAAAUAGUUUAUCAAUACUUUGUGAACAGAAUGAUUUUUGCUUCUGCUUCUGUAUAUUUGUGAAGGUGUUCUUGUGUAAAAACUAAGUUAGCAGUUAUGUCCUUUUUUCUUUGGAGGGAGUGUUCCCUCUUUUAAAAUGUUUGUUUCUUCGCUGUUGUAUACUUAUAGGGUUAUACUCCAGUGCUGAAUAGUGCAUGUAAUCUCAAUUUAAUGUUUUCAGUGAUUGUACAGAACCAUCAGAUUCUCAUUCAGUGGUCAAAUCUUGGCAGAAUUCAUUUAUUUAUAAUCUGUGUUUGUUAGUCGCCCACAAAACAAUAUGGUUAGCUGCUGUUACUAGCUGAAUAGAUGGCAAUAAAGUCUACCCUUUACAUGGAUUCAGAAAUCGUGUUUAAAUAAGCAUGUAUAUUUAUGGGCCAUAUUAAUAUGCCAAUAAGAUCUAUGAAAAAUAGGGAAUUUCUUCAUUUUGUUUUUUGGUGACUGGCUGUAGUAAUGUAAGUGUAUUGAAAUCUAUCUAUGUUAUUUUCAAAUUUUAAUACCAUGUGUGGUGUUCAAGUAGUAUUAAAGACCAAGUCUGUCUUCCACACCCAGAUCUGAGGAGCGGUGAUUGGAUUUUCCACCACAAUUGAAAUGUUAAUUAAGUUCUUUCAUUCUGCAAAGCUGCUGUUUAUCAUGGGACACAGUGUACAGAGUUCUUGCCAUAAUGGUAAAUAAUUGAUACAUUUAAAACAAAAUAAAUUUGUGAUUAUUUCUCCUGA
Molecule: messenger RNA, 3845 nt
Organism: Hemiscyllium ocellatum (epaulette shark)
Lineage: Eukaryota; Metazoa; Chordata; Chondrichthyes; Orectolobiformes; Hemiscylliidae
Product: calcium/calmodulin-dependent protein kinase type II subunit delta
Exons: 19
Coding region: 561-2045 (494 amino acids)
Biological process (GO): protein phosphorylation
Cellular component (GO): cytoplasm; neuron projection
Molecular function (GO): calcium/calmodulin-dependent protein kinase activity; ATP binding; calmodulin binding
Source: RefSeq, a predicted model, not a curated record